UUUAUUUAAAGGUGACUUUCACUGUACAUAUAUAUUGACUACAGCCAUCGAAGAUAUUUUAUUGAAUUUACACAUUGUGGGAGUUUUUACUGUAUAUAUAAAUGUUGUAUUAAUAUAGUACCCAUGCAUAUUGAUGAAUACGAGGCAUUAUUGAGCACUAUUGUGAAACAUUUGGAAAUAAGACUGCAAGUGCUUGCUGCAGAUUGGAAUUUGUUUUAAAAAGGCUGAGGUACUAGAGAAUUGUGAUGCGUUUAUUUAGAUUCAUACUUACAACAUACUUUUUGGUGGUUUUCCUAUCGUCAACAUGUGCAAAAAAUAGAGGUAAAUUCAAAAGUAAAAAAAAUACAUGGCGAUUAAGGCUUCUGCGUAAGCUCUAUGGAGAGUUAAAUCCUAAUGUUAAACUUUUGAAGUUAAGUGACAGGCACCAAAAUCUCUAUUUACCUGAAGAUUCCAAAGGUCGGAUAAACGUGGAAGAUCCUGUCCGGAAACACAUACCUGUGAUACAAUGUGAAGAAAAUAGUUCAGAUUUGAUAGCAUGCCCUUCUCCCAACUCGAAAGGCGUCUUUUAUUGUAUCAGUGAGGAGUUAUUGUGCGAUAAAGUAAUGAACUGUCCUAAUGGUGAAGACGAAGACUUAGUGUCGUGUAUGUUCCAUAAAUGGGCGAACACGUUCUUCACUUCUUUGUCACAUUCUUUAGCGGAUAUGAAAGCGCGUGUAAUGAACUUGGAAGAGUCGAUAGGGAAAUGACAAAUUUACAAUAAUCGAAAAAACGAAAUUUUAGUCUCAAGAAGAAACGUGUGAGAUUAUGCAGACAUCCAUGCAAGAAAUCGAGGGGAAUAUCAGAACUAUGACUGUCUACCUUUCAUAUGUUCUAUAGUUAUGUUUGAUGGUGCUUCACUCAUUGGCUUAAAUUUAUCGUUUGUAGAAAGUAAAAUGAAGAAAGAAUUUCUGUAAUUCAUGCUGAGUAUUUUAUCUUUGAGAGGCAUGUUAGAAAGCAUAUUUUUACAUUUCAAAUAUACAGUCAUGUAACUUUUU
Messenger RNA from Saccostrea echinata, 1034 nucleotides. RefSeq lists its product as uncharacterized. The record is from RefSeq and is a predicted model, not a curated record. The coding region runs from base 246 to 746 and encodes 166 amino acids. Gene Ontology annotation, cellular component: terminal bouton. Gene Ontology annotation, biological process: positive regulation of MAPK cascade. The transcript is spliced from 3 exons. Gene Ontology annotation, molecular function: protein binding; transmembrane receptor protein tyrosine kinase activator activity. Lineage: Eukaryota; Metazoa; Mollusca; Bivalvia; Ostreida; Ostreidae.